Hemiscyllium ocellatum (epaulette shark) is the source of this 4545-nucleotide messenger RNA. It is a transcript of the gene tsc22d1, whose product is annotated as TSC22 domain family, member 1. The coding region runs from base 92 to 3070 and encodes 992 amino acids. Gene Ontology annotation, biological process: regulation of transcription by RNA polymerase II. The record is from RefSeq and is a predicted model, not a curated record. The transcript has 4 exons. NCBI's taxonomy places the organism in Eukaryota, Metazoa, Chordata, Chondrichthyes, Orectolobiformes, Hemiscylliidae.
GACAGCCAGCAGCUGGGGCAAGAGGGAGGCUUCAGAAGAAAACUGUCCCUUCCAGAACACGGCCGGAGCGGAAAGCAGCUCCGCCCAUGCCAUGAUGCACCAGUCGGAGAGCGCAGCGGCGGACAGGAAGAUGGCGCACCCGCUCUACCCCCGGCGGAGCAGCACCAACGACCCGCCGCCGCCCCCGGCCUCCACGCCAGGCCCAGGCUCCGGCGGGGCCUCGGCCUCUCCCUCGCUGGGCGGCCUGAUGGGGCAGCCGGCUCCGACGCGCCCGCACCCGGACGACGCUCUGCGCCCGCCGGCCCUGGCGGCUUGCUCCUCCGGGCCGGGUGCCGGCUCGGUGCCGGUGCCGGCCCCGCCGCUGACUCUCAGCCUCCACGGGCCUGGGGCCGUGGCCCUUCCUCCUCCCGGCCCCGCGGCGGUGGUGGCCCCCGCCGGUGCCGGCUCGAUGGCCGGGGCCCAGAUGAAGAAGAAGAGCGGCUUCCAGAUCACCAGCGUGACCCCGGCGCAGAACAACGCCGGCUCCAACAACAGCAUCGCCGAGGACACCGAGAGCUACGACGACAUGGACGAGUCCCACACCGAGGACCUCUCGUCCUCCGAGAUCCUCGACGUCUCCCGGGCCACCGACUACGAGCCGGAGCGCAGCUCCUCCGAGGAGACCCUCAACAACGUGGGCGACGCCGAGACCCCCAGCGCCCUGUCCCCCAACCAGCCUCGCCUGCCCCCCCACCAGCCGGCUCUCUUCAACGGCAGCAUCCACGGCCUGCACCCGCCCCCUGCUCACCACCACCACCCGACCCAUCACCAUCACCACCACCACCACCCCCUUCACCACCACCACCCUGCCAUGCUGGCGGGCCCAGGGAUGGCCGGCGCUGUGCCUUCAGGAGCGGGGAUCGUGCCUCCUGGCAAUGUGACCGCCGGCGUGGAGAAAAAUGGCACCGGCGUGCCCAUGCCCGGGUUAGUGAGUGGCUCGGUUGGGGCGCCAGUGGCCCUGGCUUCCAGCAUUGGCGCCCCGGCAAAUGCCAGAACUGUAAGCAGUAUGGGGAGCAACGUGAGUGUCGGUGGGACGAGUGCUGGUGCCAAUGCCAGUGUCGUGAGUGGUACGACUGGAGUGAUCGGGGCUGCGUCCAGUACUUCCACCGGUGCAACCGUAGCACAGCAGCCGGCAGCUGGCAGCUCCAGGUUCAGAGUGGUGAAACUGGAUUCCAGCACUGAGCCAUACAAGAAAGGUCGCUGGGUUUGUACUGAGUUCUAUGACAAAGAAAAUGUCACUGUUCUCACCGAAGGCACCUCUGUGAACAGGACGCUGGACAGUGUAAAGCAAGCUUCUGUCACUGAUCCAAAUCUGGAUGGGCAGAGUACGAGUGGAGGGAGUUCGGUAAGCAGCACCUUGAGUGCAGUGGGUUAUUACAUUGAAACUGCUGGUAAUGGGGAACCAGGAUUAGUUCCAGCCCCUCAGCAGCAGGCCUUUCAAGCAUUGUGUAGUCAGCAGUUGGAUUUUAGCAGUGGUGGCCCUCUGGCACAAAGUAUUUCCCAACCACAGCUCUCUCAGUCCCAGCUGCAUUCACAAGAUGUUAUGCAUUCGCAGCAGAAGCCAAGCGCACCCCUCCCUGGUCGAGCCGGAAUCAGUGGUGUUCAACAGACCCCAAUUCAGCAGCAAUUACCAUAUUCUCAGCAACAGCAGCCUUUGCAGACCCUGUCAGCGGGGUCCCAGCCACAGCAACUAUCGUAUCCUCAGCAACAGCCAGCUUCACAGAUGACAACACAGCAUAUUAUGUCAUCAAACACAAGUGCUGUCAUUACAGAAUAUGUGCAGCACCCUCAAAUGCAGCCCUCUGCGCAACCCAUACAGCAGAGCAGUGGUGGGGUUGGAGCAGCAGCCGCACCAUCCGGCCAACCACAACUUGUUCAAGGCCAAGCACAGUCUGUUUUAGCACAAGCACAAUCUGGACAGACACCAGGUCAGCCUGUGGGACAUGUUUCAGCAAUGAUGCCACCUACUGGUGCUGCCAAUGGGCAGCUGGUAACUGGUCAGCAAAGCAAUACAAUUCCUCUGCUGCAACAGUCUUGUUCGCCAUCAAUUAACAAGUCAACACCAAUCAGUUUGCAACCAAGUGCUCCUCCAGCUGCUCAAGCGCAGCAGGUAGGGCAACCUCUGCAGGGCGGGAUGGUACAGCAGCAGGCCAGCGUAUCAGGGCUUGUGCAGCAGGUAACUGUGGCACCACCAAAACAGCAGUUGUCAUCGCAACCACAAGGUCAAGGGGUUGAGUGUAUUAUUCAAAGUGUGAACAAUCAGACAAUAACUGGAAUAAGUUCUACACCAUCUGUUAAUGCCAACCUACCCAGUGUUGGAUCUAAUGUAUCGACUAGUAUACCAACUGGACCUGCAAACACUGUUCCGCAGCAAACCACUACGCAGACCUCCAUGCAGAACAGUUUGAUCCAGAAAGCCAGCCAGCCUUCUGUACCAGCAAAUGCAAGCCUCCCUGUGGUACAAGUGGGGCCACAGAAAAUGGUGCCUGGUUCUGCCCAACACUCUGCUCCCAUCCAGUCACUGUUGAAUGCAGUGGAAGAUUCACGGCAACCUGCAGACCAGCCACCUUUGCAUGUACAGCAGGUAGCUAUUGGAGAAAGUGUACUGAGUGCAGCUUCUGCUCUGGUUCAGGAAAUUGCCAGCAGCGCCAACCUGCCUGCAUCUGCAUCGUUACUUCCUUUAAAGACCCUACCACUGUCUAUGCAACCUGUGGAUGGUGAAGAUGACAGUUCUUCUGGUGCCAGUGUGGUAGCCAUAGACAACAAAAUCGAGCAAGCCAUGGAUCUUGUGAAGAGUCAUUUGAUGUAUGCUGUCAGGGAGGAGGUGGAGGUCCUUAAGGAACAAAUCAAAGAACUGGUGGAGAGAAACUCUCAGUUGGAACAAGAAAACAAUCUGCUGAAGACUCUGGCUAGCCCUGAGCAGUUAGCACAGUUUCAGGCACAGCUGCAGACAACUGGCUGUUCCCCACCAGUGUCUCAAUCUGGACAAUCUACUCAACCCACACCACCAAAUGGGGGAUCAUCAGCUUAAAGGCCUGGCUGUACAAUCCAAUGGAGCCAUCAGGCUUUGCAGAGAAGAGAAAUAAACUGUCAUAUCAAUCAUCAUGUAAUAUUUCAUCGCACACCAACAAUUCCAAAUUGGUUAUGGGAACUAGAGUUGUAUAAAUUCAGAAAGAAACUCUCUUCAGUAUUAAGACAGUCGUCUUUGGCUAAAGGAGUUUGCUUUGAGGGUGUGAAAUGAAAGCCUUGUCCUCUCAAAGAGAGUGGUUGUAUGCACAGGAGAAGAAAAGCAGCCAUGCAGAUCUGAGUGCUGGUUACCGAUCAUUGCUCAUGCUGUGAAAAUGCAUGCAGUUUUCUUUCAUUCAGCACACCUGUAUCUGUGUGUGCAUGUGUGUAUAUGUAUGUGUGCACCAAUAUAACUGCUUCCUGACAAGGUUGAGGAAGAAGUGGAUCAGAGGCAAUCAGAUACUGACUGGAGAGUCUGAGAGGGCCGUGCCCUCCUUUACACUGCUGUAGACCACUUUGAUUUCUAAAUGAGUUAUGAAGACAAAACGGGAGUAUGAAGGCAAAGCUGAACAGUAUUUAACUUGAACUAUAGAACUGUCACCUUGGACCUUAAAUUGACAAGAUUGCUAUGUUUACACUGCUUUUCCAAGAGCUGGAGAGGUGUAGAUUUUUUUUCCAAGUUAGAUGUGACUCUAAAAAGUUUGGACAAUCCAAAACAUUGUCCUCUAAUGUAUAUUGUGUACGUAGUGUAAGUAUUGUGUAAUAUAGAGCUGUAUCUAUUAGGUUGUACAGAUUGAAAACUUGCUGUUUCACUGAUCCAAUUGCAUUUGGACAUUUUUUAUGCUGUUGAACAGAAAUGGCAUUUGUGAACAAUUAUGCUGUCCUCAGACAUAGCAGGGCUGAAAUAAUUUUUUUUGUAAGUAAAUGGUACGUGACUGGUAAUUAUAGAAAGUACGUGGUCCACUGGUCUCAUUUCAUAUAUCUAUCAACACUAAGUAGUGGCAAAUGCUACACAGUAGUUGUAGUGAUAGAAGUGGUCUCUUGGUCAGAGGAAGCACUGAGAGAUGAGAAUCUAUGGGCUCCAGUGGAAUUGAUUCUUUUUGAUGCUUCAUAGACCUUAGCUGUUGGUUCAAUGGUCCAUUGGUCUGUCAAAUCUAUGCUGUAAUGGUCUGGUUAGAUUCCUUAGGAUCCAGAACCAAUGGAUUCAACAGCCUACGUAUGUUUGCUUCUAACUGGCUGUUGAAUACCUUCAACAACAAUGUACUUGCCAGUAGUACAGCAUUUGUAACACCAACAAAAAAAGAUUGUGUUUUGACAAUUAAGCACUCCAGACCCAAAACCUCCGUUAGAAGCUCUGAUUCCUGCUAUGGAUUUCACAUUAACAGUAAUAGUGUUGCUUAUGUUCUGAUGCAUGUUCUGAAACAGUUGUAACACAUUCAGUUAUACUCGACUGCGGCACAACUUCGAAACUUUCAAUAAACUCAAGUUGGUAAAUAACAA